Molecule: messenger RNA, 769 nt
Organism: Asparagus officinalis (garden asparagus)
Lineage: Eukaryota; Viridiplantae; Streptophyta; Magnoliopsida; Asparagales; Asparagaceae
Exons: 3
Coding region: 1-564 (187 amino acids)
Source: RefSeq, a predicted model, not a curated record
AUGGCAACCCAACUCCGCUUAAAGCUUGUGAUAGACAGAAAAACCAACAAAUUCUUGUUUGCAGAAGCAGGGACAGAGGUAGUAGAUUUCCUCUUCAGCCUCCUCUCCUUGCCACUAGGCUCAAUUAUUAAGCUUAUUACCAAAGAAAAAUUAAUGAAUACUCUGUUUUUUACUGGCACAAGCUCGACACCAACACCAACACCAACAAAUGGGCGAAAGGUAUAUAGAUGCCCUAAUAGCUGUGCAAGCUCUGCCGAUGUUUAUGCUGCUCGCUGUUCUUGCGGUCUUCAGAUGACCGCUGAGGUGGUUUCCAUGGCCGUGAUAGUGAAGGGAAUGGUGACUUAUACCGUGAUGGACGAUCUCACCAUUACGCCAAUGUCUGCUUUUUCUAGCAUCACGAUGCUGGCCAAGUUCGAUGUUAAGGACGUCGGAUCGCUUGAGGAGCGGACGGUGAAUCUGGGGAUGAGCGAGGGUCUGAAGCUGCUCGAGGCUUCUCUGCAGUCGAGGACUGUUCUGACCGAUGUGUUCAUCGAUCGGGAGGCGGCAGCUGAUGAAGCCAAAUGAUGCUGGUGCGAGAUGUGCGCUCAACGACCUUUUUGGGACCUUUCUGCUAAUAUGUUGGAAUGUAUGAUGUGAUGUGUAUAUGUUGGCUCAGCGACCUUUUUGGGACCUUUCUGUUAAUGUUGGAAAGUAUGAUAUGAUGUGUGUAUAUGUUGGCUUUGCGAGGUGUGGUGAUCCAUGGCUGUGUUUUGUGAAUGGGAAAAGCGAA